Diutina rugosa is the source of this 1170-nucleotide messenger RNA. It is a transcript of the gene LAS1, whose product is annotated as rRNA-processing protein. Gene Ontology annotation, cellular component: preribosome, large subunit precursor; Las1 complex. NCBI's taxonomy places the organism in Eukaryota, Fungi, Ascomycota, Pichiomycetes, Serinales, Debaryomycetaceae. The transcript has a single exon. Gene Ontology annotation, biological process: maturation of LSU-rRNA; maturation of 5.8S rRNA. The record is from RefSeq and is a predicted model, not a curated record. Gene Ontology annotation, molecular function: endonuclease activity. The coding region runs from base 1 to 1170 and encodes 389 amino acids.
AUGGGGGGUCCAGUAGCACUCCUGUACCGGUCCCGAGAUGAGCUUGUUCGGCUAAAGCAGGGCUUCUAUUCGGCGAAGGAGGAGGAUAAGCGACGGGCCAUCGACCGAGUGCACGCUCUAAUGAGCCGGGGCCGCAUCCCCCACGCGGUGGAAGCCACUCUGUGGUUGGUCGAAUUGCAGCUACAAGACGUCGAUGGCGCCAACCACGUAGCGCUUAAUAUGGCCUACGCCAUGCUGAUUGUUCGGUUUGUCAACGGGUUGCUUGACCCCUUCCAACAGGGCGCAGUAGCCGUCCCCUUAUACGUAUUGGCACGCAAUAUUGACCUACCCGCCUUAUUCGUCGAGCUUCGUCACCAGGCGACUCACGAGAGCAUUCCUAGCAUCGAGUUGUGUCGCCAAGCAUGUGCGAUGGCGCUAAGCUGGCUUGCGGAACACUACUGGAGCGAGGUUGAGGAAAAUGGCGAGGUGGAGAGUGAGAACGACCACAUGCUGUUGAUCGUUAACCUCGUGAAGAACUACCGGGCGUUAUUCAAAGCGGAUGAAGCGAAUUUCCGGGCGAAACACCUUGGCAAAGUGGCGGAGCUGUUCCGCCUGGUGGACCAGGGGCUGCUUAUCGAGGGUCUCAUAGAGAGAAACUUGUUAGUUAACAAGAAGCAGAAACCCCUUAUAAAGUGCUUUACUCCGUUGUUUCACGACCUCGGGUUUCAGUUCCAGCUCGACUUGUACCAUGCUCUUGUGGUCACCGAUCUCACUGAAGCCAGUGUCGAAUGGCUACUGACGCUAUUCAGCCUAGUUUUGAACACCCCGAAACGGUUUCUCAACACUACUAAACUUAAGAUAUUCACGGGCAUGUGGGCUGCCAUCGAAGCCGCUCACGCCAGAGCUGACCCGGCGGACGUCCCCGUCCAGGAAAAGUUUUUGGCAUUGUUCCGCAACGUGCUUGCUUUAAUCAAUCAGCAUAUGGCCAAAGAGGUCAGUGACAACUUCACCGCUAAUCUCACCGCCACCAUUACCAAAUUGGAUAAGAAGAUCGAGGUGAGAAAGGAGUUUGGCGUGCAGCCGAGUCGGCUGGUAACUCCGACCGUCAAGCGGCCCCGCCUAGAGUCUAAAGUGGUGUUGUUUGAGAAAGUCGACAACUGGCGACCUACGCCAUUUGGAGUGUCCGUAUGA